AUGGCCGACCAGAGAAUGGACAUUUCUUCAACAAUCAGUGACUUCAUGUCCCCGGGCACCACCGACCUCCUCUCCAGCCCCCUGGGCCCCGGCGGCACGGAUUGCAACCGCAAGCGGAAAGGCAGCUCCACCGACUACCAACUUGAUGACUUUUCUUUUGAAGAAAGCAUGGACACGGACAAAGAUGACCCUCACGGAAGGUUAGAAUAUACAGAGCACCAAGGAAGGAUCAAAAAUGCAAGGGAAGCUCACAGCCAGAUUGAAAAGAGGCGUCGGGACAAAAUGAACAGUUUUAUUGACGAAUUGGCGUCUUUGGUACCUACGUGCAAUGCCAUGUCCAGGAAAUUAGAUAAACUCACUGUGCUAAGGAUGGCUGUUCAGCACAUGAAAACAUUACGAGGUGCCACCAAUCCAUACACAGAAGCGAACUACAAACCAACUUUUCUGUCAGAUGAUGAAUUGAAACACCUCAUUCUCAGGGCAGCAGAUGGAUUUUUGUUUGUCGUAGGAUGUGACCGAGGGAAGAUACUCUUUGUCUCAGAGUCUGUCUUCAAGAUCCUCAACUACAGCCAGAACGAUCUGAUUGGCCAGAGUUUGUUUGACUACCUGCACCCUAAAGAUAUCGCCAAAGUGAAGGAGCAGCUCUCCUCCUCGGACACGGCGCCCCGGGAGCGGCUCAUAGAUGCAAAAACUGGACUUCCAGUUAAGACAGAUAUAACCCCUGGGCCGUCUCGAUUAUGUUCUGGAGCACGACGUUCUUUCUUCUGUAGGAUGAAGUGUAACAGGCCUUCGGUAAAGGUUGAAGACAAGGAUUUCCCCUCUACCUGCUCAAAGAAAAAAGCAGAUCGAAAGAGCUUCUGCACCAUCCACAGCACAGGGUAUCUGAAGAGCUGGCCGCCCACAAAGAUGGGGCUGGAUGAAGACAGUGAACCAGACAACGAGGGCUGUAAUCUCAGCUGCCUGGUCGCAAUUGGACGACUACAUUCUCACGUGGUUCCACAGCCGGUGAAUGGGGAAAUCAGGGUGAAGUCUAUGGAAUAUGUGUCUCGGCACGCGAUAGACGGGAAGUUUGUUUUUGUAGACCAGAGGGCAACAGCUAUUUUGGCAUAUUUACCGCAAGAACUUCUAGGCACAUCAUGUUAUGAAUAUUUUCACCAAGAUGACAUAGGACAUCUCGCAGAAUGUCAUAGGCAAGUUUUACAGACAAGAGAAAAGAUUACGACUAAUUGCUAUAAGUUUAAAAUCAAAGAUGGUUCUUUCAUCACGCUGCGGAGUCGAUGGUUCAGUUUCAUGAACCCUUGGACCAAGGAAGUAGAAUACAUCGUCUCAACCAACACUGUUGUUUUAGCCAACGUCCUGGAAGGCGGGGACCCAACCUUCCCGCAGCUCACAGCGUCCCCCCACAGCAUGGACAGCAUGCUGCGCUCUGGAGAAGGUGGCCCAAAGAGGACCCACCCCACUGUUCCAGGGAUUCCAGGGGGAACCAGGGCUGGGGCAGGCAAAAUAGGUCGAAUGAUUGCUGAAGAAAUCAUGGAGAUCCACAGAAUAAGAGGGUCAUCGCCUUCCAGUUGUGGCUCCAGCCCAUUAAAUAUCACAAGUACACCUCCCCCUGAUGCCUCUUCUCCAGGAGGCAAAAAGAUUUUAAAUGGAGGGACUCCAGACAUUCCUUCCAGUGGCCUACUACCAGGGCAGGCUCAGGAAAACCCAGGUUAUCCAUAUUCUGAUAGUUCUUCUAUUCUUGGUGAGAACCCUCACAUAGGCAUAGACAUGAUAGAAAACGACCAAGGCUCAAGCAGUCCCAGCAAUGAUGAAGCAGCAAUGGCCGUCAUAAUGAGUCUCUUGGAAGCAGAUGCUGGGCUGGGAGGUCCCGUUGACUUCAGUGACUUGCCAUGGCCGCUGUAA
This is a messenger RNA of Puma concolor (puma), 1902 nucleotides long. NCBI's taxonomy places the organism in Eukaryota, Metazoa, Chordata, Mammalia, Carnivora, Felidae. The record is from RefSeq and is a predicted model, not a curated record.